AUGCAGAGAACUAAACCUAAUCAACAGGCUAGUGGGAGAGAUAAGGAAAAGGUUAAGGCAAUUGUCAAUGGGUCUGAGGAAGGUGAAGGUAGCGAACAUGUGAAAGAAGUGCGUACAAAGCUUCGAAAUGAUCCAACUUUGUCUGAGUUUUUGCGAUUGAUGGUAGAUGGUGAUAAACUGAAAAGGAAGAACAAGGUGACAUCUACCACAGUUCAGGCUGAAGAUGCGGUUUUCCCUGCUGUUGGCUUAGGUUCUCCGUCCCACCGCCUCCCUCAUUUCUCUUCACUCCCGCCGCCCAUCUCCUCCCCCUUCUCAGCGGAGUCGCCGCCGGCGAACCAUGGCCACCGCCGAGCACCCCUCGCCCCUCUGGUGAGCCUUCGAUCGCUCGCGCAUACACUGACGGGGGCAGAGGGCCAAGCCCUAGCCCUGCCAAACAGCACGUUGCCCUUCCCACGCCACCCAGAUCCGCCAAACCACCACCGCCCUAAGCCGCCGAACCACCACCACGCGGCUCUGGUCUCCUUUCAAAAACCCAGAUCCGCCAAACCACCACCCUCAAUUUCUAGGUUCGAUUUGAGAGAGGAAGAGAGUGGCGGAUCUGGUUCUGAGGCGGCGGAGGUGUCGCUCGAGAUGCGUGCGCGUCUGAAACCGCCGCCCAUCCCCCUCUCUUUUCCUUCUCCGGCCGCCGUAGCAGUGAGGCCACCACUCUCCUUCUGA
Salvia miltiorrhiza (redroot sage) is the source of this 717-nucleotide messenger RNA. RefSeq lists its product as uncharacterized. The transcript has 5 exons. The record is from RefSeq and is a predicted model, not a curated record. Lineage: Eukaryota; Viridiplantae; Streptophyta; Magnoliopsida; Lamiales; Lamiaceae. Bases 1 to 717 code for a protein of 238 amino acids.